AUGCCUUACCACAUAGUCAGCAAAAAUCCCGCUGCUGGGUCUUCUUGUCUUUCACGAUCCAGUGUGUGGUGGCAGAGGCACCUUGAGCUGCUAUACCCAGCAAGGCUGAAAGCUGAGGAAGGCAACCUGGGGCCAGAGGAAGGUGGUGGCUUGUACUGGCUGCAAAUUCAUACUACUGCACUAUCUUGCUCCCUUCUCUCUCAAAUAAAUACCAAACAUGUACAGAUACUAUCGCCGGUGAGCAUCACUGACUCAGUGGACAUUAAUUUGAGCAAACUCUGGGAGAUAGUAGAAGACAGAGGAGCCUGGUGUGCUACAGUCCAUGGGGUUGCAAAGAGUCAGAUAUGA
Molecule: messenger RNA, 348 nt
Organism: Rangifer tarandus platyrhynchus (Svalbard reindeer)
Lineage: Eukaryota; Metazoa; Chordata; Mammalia; Artiodactyla; Cervidae
Source: the annotation of a GenBank genome assembly